This is a messenger RNA of Penicillium griseofulvum, 2694 nucleotides long. RefSeq names its product trehalose-6-phosphate synthase. The record is from RefSeq and is a predicted model, not a curated record. The transcript has 4 exons. Gene Ontology annotation, molecular function: catalytic activity. NCBI's taxonomy places the organism in Eukaryota, Fungi, Ascomycota, Eurotiomycetes, Eurotiales, Aspergillaceae. Gene Ontology annotation, biological process: trehalose biosynthetic process. Bases 1 to 2694 code for a protein of 897 amino acids. Gene Ontology annotation, cellular component: cytosol; alpha,alpha-trehalose-phosphate synthase complex (UDP-forming).
AUGACGGUCUUCAUCGCAUCUUUGUUCCUCCCAUAUACCAUUGACUUUCAAGUGACAGAGCCCAAGCAUGGACAGAAUGGGUCCAUGUCUAGCCAUACAAAUGUCGAUGGUCCCGGACCUAUCCUUGGACGCCUAUCGGAUACGUAUCAAACUCGUUCCCCGGGAUGUCUCCCACUGACACCCGGAGCCACGACAGAGAAUGAAACAGUCUUCAAAGGAUAUACUUCGCGAUUAGCGGAUGAGAUUCCGAUUGCGAAUGAUCGAUUGUGGCAUGGCCCCAGCGAGCCCCGUCUUAUUCCUUGGGGGCACAGUCGGAGAUUUAAUCAGCCUCGAUCCAAGGCUACGGAUCCCCCAACACCAUCGAUUGAUCGAUUGGGCAUGAAAUACUACAACAGCACACGAGCCUCGCUCUUCAAUGCUGACUGGGCCGUCAAGGCCGCCGAACAAGGCCAUGGGGGUCUGCAGAAUGCCAUCCAUGCUGCUGAAAAGUCGAGCUUGCUGGAGGACAAGAUGUGGGUGGGAACUCUAGGCAUGCCCACCGACUCAUUGACGGAUACUACCAGAACCGAGAUCGCUGAGACCCUCCAGGAUAUGUAUGAUUCGUUGACUAUGUUUGUGAGUGACAGCGAGUUUGAGGGUCAUUACACCCAUUUCUGUCGUGCGGUACUGUGGCCAGCUCUCCAUUAUCAAAUGCAAGAAAGCCCUCGUCACACUGAGUACGACGAUUACUCGUGGGUCCAAUACCUCAAGCUUAACAUGGCAUUUGCAGAAACAAUCAUCAAGCACUGGAAGCCAGGUGAUAGAAUCUGGGUUCAUGACUAUCACCUUCUAGUCCUUCCUGGACUUCUGAGGGACAGGCUACCCAAGGCCGAGAUUGGAUUUUUCUUGCAUACUCCGUUUCCUUCCUCCGAAAUCUUCCGUUGUCUGACUGCACGCGAAGAACUGUUAGAUGGGCUUUUGGGUGCUGAUUUGGUUGGAUUUCAGACAGAGGAAUACUGCAAUCACUUUCUACAUACCUGCAGCCGACUGCGAAGACUGGAGGUCUCUACCAAUCAAGUUCACCUGAAACACAGGUACGUUAGUGUUGUGAGUUCUCCAAUGGGGAUUGACCCUUCGUCGCUUUAUGUAUUACGCCAGUCCACCGAGGUCAGAGGUUGGAUACACAGCAUUGGCCAUAAAUACUAUGGGAAAUAUCUCAUUGUAGCACGGGACCGAUUGGAUGCACCAGGAGGGAUUAAGCAGAAGCUUCUGGCAUAUGAGCUUUUUCUCAAAACAUAUCCAACAUGGAGAGAGCAAGUGGUUCUAGUCCAAGUAAUGUCAUCUACAUCUGAAAUCCCAGAUCUGGAGGCACAGAUCUCAAAAAUCGCAAUGAGGAUCAAUGCAACAUACUCAACCAUCACCCACCAGCCCCUAGUGCUGGUUCAGCAAGACAUCAGCCACUUCCAAUUUAUCGCCCUCCUAAGUGUUGCACAUAUCUUCAUGGCCACUAAUCUACGUGAGGGAAUGAACUUGACUAGCCAUGACUUCAUCCACUGCCAAGAUGGACAGCUUUGCUUUCAUCAACAUGGAUCCCUAAUUCUCAGCGAGUUCGUAGGUAGUGCCUCCAUCUUUCGUGGUCAUAAACUUCUCGUCAAUCCCUGGGACUACAAACAAUGUGCGGAUGCGAUCAAAUCUGCACUCGAGAUGUCACCAGCGGAGCGGAAACUCAACUGGAAUUUCCUACUCGAUUGCAAAUCUCCAUACACUGCUCUCAAAUGGCACACGGGGCUACAAGAUGCUCUCACAAAGGCCCACGAAAGACAACAAAUUCGCCAGACAAACCACCUCUCUCAGCUUUCACUUGAGGACUUGAAAAAAUCAUACCUCGCUACCACAGCACGAAUCUUCUUUUUGGAAGACAGCGCAAUCUUCGGUGCAGCAUUCGGUAUAGAGGAACCCCUCCCGUCCAAAAAAGCCUGUGAAACUCUACAAACACUCAUAAGCGACCCGAAGAACAUCUUAUACAUAACCAGCAACCGGAGCACAGAGCAGCUACAAGGAGCACUCGAAAAACUCCCCGGCGAGCUUGGUUUCAUAACCGAGAGUGGAUGCUUCCUACGAGAGCCUAAAUCAGAUCUAUGGAUUCCAUUUGUGCCCGAAAGCGCCAUGAAAUGGCGUCCCGGAAUUAAAAAUAUGAUGGAGUAUUUCCUCAAGCGAACAGAAGGCAGCCGAAUCGAGGAACGCCGCUGUUCCCUAACAUUUCACUGUGACAGCGCACUUGACCACGAAGUAGCCGCUCGCCAGGUAUCCGAGCUAGCUGAUCAAAUCAAUGGUGCCCGUGGGCGUGCAGAUUUCCAUGUCGCCCGCGAGGCAACAUCUGUAAAAGUUGAACCGCCCCAUGCUUCUGUUGGAAAUGGGAAAGCCGCCACUUAUAUUCUAGACCAUCUCCCCGAUAUCCGAUAUCCCAAGUUUCUAUUCGCAGCUGGUUGUUCUCGCAGUGGUGAGGCACUGUUUCGCUGGGCAAAUGAAUUCGCUGUUGCUCCAGUUGGUUCCCGGUUCAAGAAGGCCAAGAUUGAGAAAACGAUCCAUGUCACCACUGUGACAACCAGCACACAUGCUACUGAGGCGAGGUCUGUGUUACCGCCUAAUUGUUCGCUUUUGGAUGUUCUAGAUGAACUGUCGAGGUUCACCUCCAAUCAGGAAGAGACUAAAUGA